This is a messenger RNA of Boeremia exigua, 1244 nucleotides long. RefSeq lists its product as uncharacterized. Gene Ontology annotation, molecular function: protein binding. Lineage: Eukaryota; Fungi; Ascomycota; Dothideomycetes; Pleosporales; Didymellaceae. The transcript has 3 exons. The record is from RefSeq and is a predicted model, not a curated record. Bases 119 to 1222 code for a protein of 367 amino acids.
CGCUGCUGAUCUCACCAUGCUGGAGUUCGCGGUAUGGUGUAUAAUAGUGGAAGGUAUCCCAGCUCUAGGGGGGACUGCGCAAUCAAUACACAUUCAGGCUUGUGGCUGAUACUUGAAAAUGAUUUCCUUCCUCGCACUAGGCUUGUUCGCCGCCAGUGUCGCUGCUGCUCCAGCACCACAGCUCAUAGACCUGACCCCUGACUACUCCAAAGGCGACUCAAACCCCGCACGCUUCAGGUAUUAUGAGAACCAGGACUUCUUGCAAGGACCUUGCGAUAUUACCACUGGCCCAGAUGGCAACAUCUGGACACAGAACUUCCUCGAUAACACAGUCUCAAAGAUCGAGAUCGAGAGUGGCAGGAUCACAAACUACAAAGUGCCCUACAGCCCUGACCAGCUGUAUCCCAACCAGAGUCUUCCAUUGACCGGACGUGUUGCAUUCGCGUGUGCUAUUCAGCCAGGCAGCGAUGGCAACUUGUACGCUGCAACAGGCGUGAGAUCUCAGUUUCUGAAGAUCAAUCCGGCAAACGGGAACAUCAAGGUCUUCACACCGCCGUUGCCAAAUGUUCCCUUCUUGGGUAACAUCCAACCAUUCAAUGACCUCUGGGAUGGUGGCUCAGGAAUGUGGUACACGCUCACCACAGCCGGUACACUCUAUCACUUCGACUAUGCUACCGAGACAUUUGAUGGCGUCUACCCUCUGCCUACUCCGUUGAACGGCGUGGUCGGAGCUUUCGUCUCCAAAAUCGACGGAAACGUGUGGCUCGCCGAGAUGCUCGGACAAGCAAUCACCAAAUUCGACGUCAAGACAAAGCAAUUUACGCGGUACCCACUCCCUCUCAAUGGUCUCGGUAUAGUAGUCGUCCGCGCAGAGACUGAGAACAGAUACAUCUGGUUCACUGGUUUUGUGUCAAACUCCAACGUCCGCUUUGAUACAAGCACUGAGAAGAUCGACGUCUUCACUGACCCGCUGCCUGCGUCGUUUCCUACCGAGAAUACUGUUGAUAAGCAAGGAAGAUACUGGUACUCGACGGCAACGAGGAACACUAUCCAGUAUCUUGAUCAGAACAACGAGCCAGUCAUUAUUGACAUGCCGGACAGCGGUAUUACCUCCCCAAUUGGCAUCCCGCCGGGCUUGAACAUUGCAAUUCACGCAGGCCCAGACAAUGCUAUUUACUUCUCGCAAGUGUUGAGGAACAGAAUUGGAAGAUACCAGCUUUGAUUUCCGGGAUAUAGUUUUGCAC